UCCAUGCCGGCAACAUGAUUUCGAAGAAAAUCUGAGAAGAAUAUCAACAUUCGAAGCAAAUGCAAAAGUCUGCUACAUAUCCAUGAGAGACGGACUACACUGAAAACAGCGAGAGAUGCGAAGCCAUAUCCAGACCCAUGAUGCAGCAAAGCCUCCACCAUCAACAGCAGCAACUUGCGGCUCUCCUCUCCGUAGCUCUUCAAAAAGACGAUUCCAUCCCUUCAACGACCACAACUGCUGCCGCCGCCGGAACCGGAAUUGGAACUUCCAGCGCAGCUUCAUCAACUUCCGCAGCGGAGGAUGAGGACUCGGCCCGACUCUCUGCCAUCAACUCGCUCCACCGCGCGAUUCUCUAUCCUCCCAACUCGCUUCUUGUCUCUCACUCUGCCUCUUUCCUCUCCCAAGGCUUAUCUCAAUUGCUCUCUGACAAGUCAUAUUCUGUGAGGCAAGCAACAGCAAUUGCAUAUGGGGCUCUCUGUGCUGUAGUGUGUUCAAUACCUAUGGCAUCAAAUGGAAGGCAAAACCAUUUCAUGCUUGGCAGUCUGGUGGAGAGGUUCAUUAAUUGGGCUUUGCCAUUGCUGAGGAAUAUCAGUUCUGGAGAUGGAACAAGAGAACUGGCACUGGAAGGCUUACGUGAGUUUCUCAGUGCUGGAGAUGUUGGCGGACUUGAGGGUUAUGCCCUGCCCAUCCUCAAAUCUUGCCAAGAACUUCUUGAGGACGAGAGAACCUCGUUGGGUUUGUUACACCGUCUUCUGGGUGUUCUAACUUUGAUAUCAUUGAAAUUCACUAGACUAUUUCAAUCUCACUUUCUCGAUAUUAUUGAUCUACUUCUGGGCUGGGCUUUGGUACCAGACCUUGCUGACUCAGAUAGACAUAUUAUUAUGGAUAGUUUCUUGCAAUUUCAGAAGCAUUGGGUAGGUCAUUUGCAGUUCUCACUGGGAUUGUUGACAAAGUUCUUGGGUGACAUGGAUGUGUUGCUUCAAGAUGGGAGUCAAGGCACCCCUCAACAAUUCCGAAGGUUACUUGCGUUACUUACUUGUUUUUCAACAGUUCUUCAGUCCACAGCUUCUGGUUUAUUGGAAAUAAAUAUGCUUGAAAAAAUAAGUGAAACUCUUUGCAACAUGGUUCCUAAGUUACUAGAAUGCUUGUCAGUGGUGGGACGGAGGUUUGGGUGGUCGAAAUGGAUUGAAGAUUCAUGGAAGUGCUUGACUCUUUUGGCAGAGAUAGUAGGUGAGAAAUUCUCUACCUUCUACCCACUCGCAGUUGAUGUCUUAUUUCAAAGUUUAGAAAUGGGAAAAACUCCACAUCCUUUAGAAGCUGGGAAGAUUACAUCCUAUCAGGUUCAUGGAGUCUUAAAGACCAACCUGCAGUUAUUAUCUCUGCAAAAGCUUGGCCUCCUUUCAUCAUCUGUGCCCAAAGUACUUUGUUUUGAUGCACCUAUAUCUCAAUUACGUAUGCAUCCAAAUCACCUAGUGACGGGGAGUUCUGCUGCCACUUAUGUUUUCUUUCUUCAACAUGGGAAGGAGGAAGUUGUCCAACAGGCAUUGACCGUGUUGAUCAAAGAGCUGGAGAUGUUGAAAGGCAUGCUUGAUAAAAUCAUGAGUUGUAGAGAUGAGGUUAAUAGUGUGAAUGGUUCCAGCUGCUAUUCAAAACUCGAGUUAUUUGCACUAAUUAAAUUUGAUUUGAAAGUGUUGUUAACUUGUCUUUCCCCUGGUAGGGCUAUUGAUUUGAUUGGCCAGCCAGGCAUAGCUGUGGUCCAUCUCGGAAGAUCAGAAUCAUUGGUGUCGUCUGUUGUUGAGAAACUGAAUCCUUUUGAUUUACCCAUCCAAAGUUGUGUGGAGUUGCAAGUCAACGUUGUCAAGACCCUGGAGAGGCUAACUACAGUAGAAUUCUUAAGCAAGUACUCUGUAAGAAGUCAAUUUAGCAAUGAAUGUUCUGUGGAUGCUGAUUCUCAAAGUUUCAAGGAUGCUGUGAUUGUUGAGCAUCUGAACAAGUACAGUGGGCUUUUUGUCAAAACUCUCCAUGUUUCUUCUCCUGUGGCAGUCAAAUUAGUAUCGCUAGAAUGGUUCCAAAGAUUCUGUGAGAAUCUUAUUGCCAUUUAUGAGAAUUCAGAUUCAAAUACUUAUUUCAAUGAAGCUUUUGGAUAUGCUGGUGUAGUUAAGAACAUAGCUUUCUCAGUUUUGAGUGCUGCAUCUGACAGGGAGCCGAAAGUAAGAUCUUCGGCUGCAUUAGUUUUGGAGCUGCUUCUGCAAGCUAGGCUCAUACAUCCCACAUAUUUUUACCCUGUUGCCGAAGUGGUCCUAGAAAAACUUGGGGAUCCUGAUAAUGAUGUAAAAAAAUCAUUUGUUAGGCUGCUGUCUGAUGUCUUACCCACUGCAAUAUAUGCAUGUGGACUAUACGAUUGUGGCAUACUUGCCACGUGCAGCCCCAGUGUUCUUACUUUAGGUAACAGUUCUAAUUUACAUUGGAAGCAGCUAUUUGCCCUGAAGCAAUUGCAUCAGCAACUCCACUCGCAGCAGCUUGUUUCUAUUUUGAGUUACCUUUCACAAAGUUGGAAGCUACCACUUUCUUCUUGGAUCCAACAACUGAUUUAUAGUUCUCGGCAUCCAAAAGACCUUGCUUCAGGUCAACCGGAGGAAACAGGGAAUUUUGGUGCCAGUGAUCUUUGGUUGGAUGUAAAAGUUGAAGAAGAUACUCUUGAAAAAAUAUGCUCGGUGAAUAAUUUGGCUGGUGCUUGGUGGGCUAUACAAGAAGCAGCUAGAUAUUGUAUUUCUACUCGCCUCCGGACUAAUCUUGGUGGACCUACCCAAACUUUUGCGGCACUGGAGAGAAUGCUGUUGGACAUUGCACAUGUGCUACAGCUUGAUAAUGAGCGAACUGAUGGAAACUUAACUAUAAUCGGUGCUUCAGGCACUCGCUUGUUGCCAAUGAGGUUGCUACUGCAUUUCGUUGAGGCUCUAAAGAAAAAUGUAUACAAUGCAUACGAGGGAUCUGCCAUCUUACCAUCAGCCUCUCAUCAAAGUUCCUUGUUCUUCCGGACGAACAAGAAAGUCUGUGAAGAAUGGUUUUCUCGUAUAUGUGAGCCAAUGAUGAAUGCUGGAUUGGCACUGCAUUGUUAUGAUGCUACAAUUCAAUAUUGUACCUUGCGUUUGCUGGAGCUCAAAAGUCUUGUGGGUUCAUCUUUGAAAGACAAGUCUAGGGCCCAGGUAGCUGAGAACCUUCACACUAUUAGAAAUAAAUUUUCUGGAGACAUCUUGAGGGUGUUACGCCACAUGGCAUUGGCUUUGUGUAAGAAUCAUGAACCUGAGGCUUUGAUUGGCCUGCAGAAAUGGGCUACAAUAACAUUUUCUUCCUUUCUUGUGGAUGAAAACUUUCCGACGAAUGACAAUGGAAGAUUGGGCCCUUUUGCAUGGAUCACGGGGCUUGUAUAUCAGGCAGAAGGUCAAUAUGAAAAGGCUGCUGCUCUGUUUGCUCGCUUGUUACAGAAUGAGGAGUCACUUAGUUAUCUGGGUUCUGAUGGUGUACAGUUUGCUAUUGGGCGGAUUAUUGAGAUGUAUUCAUCUGUUUCGGAUUGGAAGUCUUUAGAAUCGUGGCUAUUAGAGUUGCAAACUAUUCGUUCCAAGCAUGCUGGGAAGAGCUAUUCUGGUGCGCUAACCACAGCUGGACAUGAAAUUAAUUCAAUCCAUGCUUUGGCACGUUUUGAUGAGGGUGAUCUUCAAUCCUCAUGGGCAUACCUGGAUUUGACUCCUAAAUGUAGCAGUGAACUCACUCUUGAUCCCAAACUGGCAUUACAAAGAAGUGAGCAGAUGCUUUUGGAAGCAAUGCUUUUUCUUGUUGAGGGAAACAUAGAGAAGGUGCCCCAUGAGUUAGAGAAGGCCAAGUUGAUGCUGGAGGAAAUAUUGUCUGUUCUGCCAUUGGAUGGAUUUCCGGAGGCUGCAGGACCUGCCACCCAAUUGCACUGCAUCUUUGCAGUUGAAGAAGGCGACAAGCUGAAGUGCCACCUAGAGAAGCCAAGCCAACAUCAGUCAAUACUAGAUUCAUACGUCCUGUCAAUGCAGUCUUCAAUCAAUAGAGUUCAUCAAGAUUGUAAUCCGUGGUUAAAGGUUCUUCGGGUUUAUCGAACCAGUUUUCCAACUUCUACGGUUACUUUAAAGUUAUGUGUGAAUUUGUUGAGUUUAUCUCGUAAACAGGGAAACUUGAUGCUGGGAAACCGUAUAAUCAAAUAUCUCAGAGAUCAUUUAUUGAGUUGCACUGAUGAGAGAUACCGUAAUUUCCUAGCCUCAAAUCUGCAGUAUGAGGGGUGCCUGCUAAUGCAUGCUGAACAAAAUUUUGAAGAUGCUUUUACAAAUCUUUGGUCAUAUUUGCGUCCUUGCAUGAUUUCUUUGGAAUCUAUAGUUCCUGACACUGAUGAUAGUAUUCUUAAGGCCAAGGCAUGCUUGAAACUUGCAGACUGGCUGAGGCAAGAUUACCCAGAUUUAAGUUUGGAAGAUAUUGUCCUCAAGAUAUGGGCAGAUCAUAAUGUUGUUGAUAUUUCCACGUUUGGUGGCAUACCCGUACUUAAGGAUCAAAAUGCGAGCUCCAAACUAAGCAUUGAUGUUAUAAUCGAGGAAAUUGUGGGUGCAUCUACCAAGCUGUCUACACAUCUUUGCUCCAAAAUGGGAAAAUCAUGGAUUCGUUAUGCCUCUUGGUGUUUUAAUCAGGCUGGAAACUCUCUCUUUAAGCCACAUGCACCUUUUCUGCGUUCAUGUUCUUUUCCUUCUAUUCUUGUCCCUGAAAUUCUGCCUCAAAGGUUCAAUUUGACAGAAGAUGAGAGAAUAAGAGUUGAAUAUGUGAUUCUGCAGUAUUUUCAGAAAGAGGGUCACAUGUCAGGUUUAAAUGAUGAAAAGGAAGAGUUGAAUCUUUGGCUUGAUGACUACUCUAUGAAGUUAUUGGUGCAGCAAGUCAUGGACACGAUUGAAGUUGCAGCUGGGGCACCAGGUGCGGAGAGCGCUAGUAGUGAAUCCCUUCUUACCAGAGUAGCUUCUCAGUUGCAUAGUUUAUUUGUACGAGCACACUCUGGGGUAGAAGAAACAACCAUAUCAUCUACCAUUGAUGAUUUAGUUAAGAUUUGGUGGUCUUUGAGGAGGAGAAGAGUUUCUCUCUUUAGGCAUGCAGCACAUGGUUUCAUUAAGUACCUUACAUAUUCCUCUGCUAAGCUUUCAGAUGGUCAGUUGGCUGGUUUUGAUGAUGAGCCAUUAAAACAAAAGGCUGGAAGCUACACACUGAGGGCUUCUUUGUAUGUCCUACACAUCAUUCUUAAUUAUGGAGUGGAGUUAAAAGAUGAACUUGAACCUGUCCUUUCAACAAUGCCUUUGUUUCCAUGGCAGGAAGUAACUCCUCAGUUGUUUGCUCGACUAAGUUCUCACCCUGAGCAAGUGGUCCGGAAGCAGCUGGAACACUUACUAAUGAUGCUGGCCAAGCUGUCUCCAUGGUCCAUAGUGUACCCAACACUGGUUGAUGUAGAUGCAUCUGAAGGAAAGCCUUCAGAGGAGCUUCAGCACAUAAUGGGCUGUUUGAGAGAUCGUCACCCAAGAUUAAUUCAGGAUGUCCAACUGUUGAUAAAUGAGCUUGGAAAUGUUACUGUUCUUUGGGAGGAACUAUGGCUUAGCACUCUUCAAGAUCUUCAUGCAGAUGUGAUGAGACGCAUAAAUGUGCUAAAAGAAGAAGCUGCACGGAUUACCGAGAAUUCAUCUCUUAGUGAGAGUGAGAAGAGUAAGAUAAGUGCUGCUAAAUAUUCAGCUAUGAUGGCUCCCAUCAUUGUGGCCUUGGAACGCCGUCUAGCUUCAACUUCUCGCAAACCCGAGACACCUCAUGAAAUAUGGUUUUACGAAGAGUACAGAGAAAAACUAAAAACAGCCAUCUCAACUUUUAGGACUCCCCCAGUUUCUGCUGCCAUGCUUGGAGAAGUGUGGCGACUAUUUGACGACAUUGCUGCAUCUUUGGCAUCUCAUCAGAGGAAAUCGACAAUUUCUUUAGAAGAAGUUGCACCACAACUUGCCUUGUUAUCAUUUUCUGAUGUUCCAAUGCCUGGUCUUGAGAAGCAGGUAACAGAAUCGGAGUCGGACAUAGAUCGCUCUACAACUUUGCCAGGAAUUGCGACAAUUGCUUCUUUCGCUGAGCAGGUGAUGAUCUUAUCAACCAAGACAAGACCUAAGAAGCUUGUCAUGUUGGGGUCAGAUGGUCAGAGAUACACAUAUCUUCUGAAAGGGCGAGAAGAUCUACGUCUUGAUGCAAGAAUCAUGCAGCUUUUGCAAGCUAUUAAUGGUUUUAUGCAUUCAUCUGCUGCCACACGUAGUCAUUUUCUUGGAAUUCGCUAUUAUUCUGUGACUCCAAUAAGUGGUCGGGCUGGUCUUAUUCAAUGGGUGGAUAAUGUAAUAAGUAUAUACAGUGUCUUUAAGUCUUGGCAACACCGUGCACAUCUAGCACAGCUCUCAGUAGUGGGAGCAGGCAGUACAAAAAAUUCAGUUCCUCUUCCUGUACCUCGACCAAGUGAUAUGUUUUAUGGUAAAAUUAUCCCAGCACUCAAAGAGAAAGGCAUAAGGAGAGUAGUUUCGCGAAGAGACUGGCCUCAUGAUGUAAAGCGCAAAGUUCUUCUGGACCUUAUGAAGGAGGUUCCUAGACAGCUGCUUCAUCAAGAACUUUGGUGCGCUAGUGAAGGAUUUAAAGGAUUCAGCUCAAAAUUGAAGAGGUAUUCUGGAACUCUUGCUGCCAUGAGCAUGGUGGGUCACAUUCUUGGUCUUGGAGAUAGGCAUUUGGAUAACAUUCUCGUGGAUUUCAGCAGUGGUGAUAUCGUGCAUAUUGAUUACAAUGUUUGCUUUGACAAAGGGAAACGAUUAAAGGUACCAGAGAUUGUUCCAUUUCGUCUUACCCAGACAAUUGAAGAGGCUUUAGGAUUGACUGGAAUAGAAGGUACCUUCAAAGCAAACUGUGAAGCAGUUAUUGGUGCUCUGAGGAAGAACAAGGACAUUAUCUUGAUGUUGCUGGAGGUGUUUGUUUGGGAUCCACUUAUCGAGUGGACACGAGGAGACUUUCAUGAUGAUGCUGCUAUUGGUGGUGAAGAAAGAAAGGGCAUGGAGUUGGCAGUUAGCUUGAGUUUAUUUGCAUCUAGAGUGCAAGAAAUUCGUGUUCCCUUGCAGGAACAUCAUGAUCUCUUAUUGGCUACCUUACCAGCUGUUGAAUCUGCUCUUGAGAGAUUUGCUGAUGUUCUGAACCAAUAUGAAUGCGUCUCUGCUGUUUUUCAUCAAGCCAACCAAGAACGAUCUAAUCUUAUUCUGCAUGAGUCAUCCGCAAAGUCCAUUGUUGCUGAAGCAACUUGUAAUUCGGAGGAAAUACGUGCAUCGUUUGAAAUCCAGGCUCAAGAAUUCGCCCAAGCAAAGACUCUAGUAGCUGAGAAGGCUCGGGAAGCAACAACAUGGACGGAGCAACAUGGAAGGAUACUUGAUGCUUUACGAAGCAAUUCACUUCCAGAACUGACUUCCUGCAUAAAGUUCUGUAGUAUGGCAGAUGCUCUGUCUCUUACAUCAGCUGUUUCGGUAGCAGGGGUCCCAUUGACUAUAGUUCCUGAGCCAACACAAGCACAAUGCCAGGAAAUAGAUAGAGAAGUUUCUCGAACAAUCGAAGAGAUGGAUCAUGGAAUUUCUUCUGCUUUAACUGCUGUCGAAGCAUAUUCGUUGGCUUUGCAAAGAUUCCUCCCUCUAAAUUAUCUUACAACUAGUCCAGCACAUGGCUGGGCACAAGUACUGCAACUAUGUGCUAAUGGCCCGACCUCUGAGAUCCUCUCUUUUUCCAGAAGACAGGCUGCUGAAAUUCUUAUGAAAGUUCAUGGGGAUGAUGUUGAUUCUAUCAAAUGUAGUUACGACGAUCUUUGUCUUAAAAUGGAAAACUACGCCUUGAAAAUAGAGUUAGUUGAGGAAGAGUGCACUGAAUUAAUGAACUCUAUUGGCUUCGACAAUGAAUCAAAAGCUAAAGAUCGUCUUCUUGCUUCCUUUAUGAAAUACAUGCAGUCUGCAUGUCUUGUAAGGAAAGAAGGUCUUAAUUUUGCUGAUCUAUCAGGACAAUCUAGAUAUGACGUAACAAAUGAUCUCAGUUUGCAAGGAGAGGUGGAAGAUAGGAAGGAGAAGGUGCUCUAUGUGUUAAAUAUAGCAGUGGCUUCCUUGUAUAAUGAGGUAAAGAGUGGGGUACUUGGCAUAUUUGGUGAUUCUGCUGGAAAAAGAAGUACAAAUGAUAGAUUAAAACAUGAUUUUGAAGCUAUUUUCCAUGAGUUUGAAGAACAAGUAGAAAAAUGUGUACUUUUAGCUGGGUUUGUUAAUGAGUUACAGCAAAAAAAUUUCGGGGAUAUACGUUAUGUUGAUACAGAUACUAGCAGAGAAAAAUAUUAUUCUGAAAGAAAUUGGACUUCCAUUUUCAAAACCGGUUUAGAGUCCUGUAAGAUAUUGAUUGAGCAAAUGACUGAAGUUGUUUUACUGGACGUCUUGAGAUCUGCUGUUUCUUUCAAUUCGAAAGUUAUGGAUGCAUUUGGAUUAAUAUCUCAAAUUCGAGGGUCUAUUGAUACAGCAUUGGAGCAGGUCGUUGAGGUUGAACUGGAGAAGGAGUCAUUGGUUGAACUGGAACAGAACUACUUUGUUAAGGUUGGGUUCGUCACUGAGCAACAAUUGGCUCUUGAAGAAGCUGCUGUGAAGGGCAGGGAUCAUCUCUCUUGGGAAGAGGCAGAGGAGAUUGCCUCCCAAGAAGAAGCUUGUAGGGCUCAACUGGAGGAACUCCAUCAAACUUGGAGCCAAAGGGACAUGCGCACUGCUUCUAUCAGAAAGAGAGAAGCUGAUAUUAAAAGUUCCUUGGCUUUUCCAGAGCGCCAUUUAUAUUCUGUGCUGAGUGCUGCAGAGGAGAAGGAACCACAUGUUCACAGAAGCAAAGCACUGCUAGCGAUGCUAGUUAAGCCCUUUGCUGAAUUAGAAUCCUUUGACAAAGCAUUAUCCAUGUUUGGUAGUUUUGUUUCUUCAGACGAGAUGUCCAAGUUGUCAGGUCUUCUGAAUUCCGGGUACUCAUUAUCAAAAAAUAUCUGGAAGUUUGGUGGCUUAUUGAACAUUAACGCUUUCUUUAUUUGGAAAGUGGGCAUCGUCGAUUGUUUUUUUGGUUCUUGUGUACAUGAUAUAGCUUCAUCUAUGGAUCAAAAUUUAGGUUUUGAGCAACUUUUCAAUCUUGUAAAGAAUAAGCUUAAGACCGAACUGCAGGAACGCAUUGGUCAAUAUCUGAAAGAUCGAGUUGUUCCAGCUAUGUUGGCCUGCUUAGAUAAAGAAAAUGAUCGCUUGAAGAAAUUGACGGACGCAACAAAAGAACUUGCUCUUGAUCAUGGGAAAAAGGAUUUUGGGGCUGUGAGAAGGGUUCAGCUAAUGCUUGAAGAAUACUGCAAUGCUCAUGAAACUGCUAGAGCUGCAAGGUCUGCAGCUUCACUUAUGAAAAGGCAGGUGAAUGAGCUUAGAGAGGCUCUUCGCAAGACUAGCCUUGAGAUUUUCCAGAUGGAAUGGGUGUAUAAUUUUACCUUGACUCCUGCAAGUAACACCAGAGUGACAAUUCAGAAGUUCCUUUCUAGUGAGGAUAACUUGUAUCCCAUUAUCCUUAAUCUGAGCAGGCCAAAAUUGUUGGAAAGUAUGCAAUCUGCUGUAUCAAAAAUAGCUAGAUCAGUGGACUGCCUGCAAGCAUGUGAACAAUCUUCCCUUGCAGCAGAAGGGCAGCUUGAGAGAGCAAUGGGGUGGGCUUGUGGUGGCCCAAGUUCCAGUAUGAGUGGAAAUAAUUCAAACAAAACUUCAGGAAUUCCUCCCGCAUUCCAUGACCAUCUGAUGAGGCGGCGACAGUUCCUAUGGGAAGCUGUGGAAAAGGCAUCAGAUGUCAUUAAAAUUUGCAUGUCAUUAUUGGAAUUUGAGGCAUCAAGAGAUGGAAAUUUUCCGAUCCGAGGAGAUCCUUAUCCAUUGGAGAGUGAUGGUAGGACAUGGCAGCAAGCAUACAUGAAUGCUCUGGCAAAAUUGGAAGUCACUUAUCAUUCGUUUACACGGACUGAACAAGAAUGGAAGCUUGUACAAAACAGCAUGGAUGCUGCUUCUAAUGGCUUAUGUACUGCGACUAGUGAGCUUUCUGUCGCAUCUCGUAAAGCAAAAUCAGCUUCAGGUGAUCUGCAAAGCACCGUUCUAGCAAUGAGGGAUUGUGCAUACGAAACCAGCAUUGCUCUCUCAGCCUUCAGUCAUGUGUCAAGAGCCCACACCGCAUUGACUUCUGAAUCAGGUUCCAUGUUAGAAGAGGUUCUGGCAAUAACUGAAGAUCUGCAUGAUGUUUAUAGUUUGAGAAAAGAAGCAGACAUUGUCCAUCAUUCUCUUAUGGAAGAUCUAUCAAAGGUAAACACAAUCCUUCUUCCUCUUGAAUCAGUAUUAUCGAAGGAUGUUACUGCUAUGACUGAUGCUAUGACAAGAGAAAGAGAGACAGGGAUGGAAGUAUCUCCGAUUCAUGGGCAGGCUAUACACCAGUCAUAUUGUUCAAGAAUUAGGGAGGCUUUACAAGCGUUUAAGCCCUUGGUGCCAUCACUAACAUUGUCUGUGAAGGGACUAUAUUCGAUGUUGACCCAGCUUGCACGAACUGCAAGUCUGCAUGCUGGCAAUCUUCAUAAAGCUCUUGAGGGACUAGGAGAAAUUCCCAAUGUAAAAUCACAAGGAAAUAGUUUGUCCAGGUCAGUAGUUACUUCCCCUGCUACUGAACUCGAUAACAGAGGGGCCGAGAGCACCUCCAGAUAUGAUAGCAGUAGCAACAAGGAUUUUAUUGGUACUGGACUCUCCCUGCAAGAUAAAGAAUGGGUAUCUCCACCAGAUAGCAUCUACAGUGGCAGCUCAGAAUCUGGUUUUACACCAGUUGAAGCAAGUCUUCCAGACAGCUUCAACAACACAUCAGAAGUACUGGAACAACUUUCACAUGGAUCAAUUAAGAGGGCAAUAGCGGAUACCCCAAAUUAUGUCCCAUCUUCCCAAACUGAUUUUCAAGAAAUAUUGCACAGUGGGCAGUCCAUAGACUUGAAAUUUGAUGAUUCUGGUUCUGUCAAGUCAACAACUGAAGAGCCAAACGAAUACUUGAAGGCUGUUACAUCAUUUAGUGGUGAAGCUGUAAUUGUUCCUACUGAUUCUUCGCAACCUCAAGGUCAAGAAAACUCAGAGGCAGUGAAUGAAGGCAAAAAUGAUAAAUCUUCAACAAACAAAGUUGAGGUUGAAGAUGAAUAUGGUCAAGCUUCUCUUCGUAAUUCACAUGCUGGUAGCCGUGUGGGUAAAGGUAAAAAUGCUUAUGCAAUGUCAGUUCUGAGGCAAGUUGAGACGAAAUUGGAUGGUCGAGAUAUUGCUGAGAACAGAGAAGUUAGUAUUGCAGAGCAAGUGGAUUAUCUACUUAAGCAGGCAAUGAGUAUAGACAAUCUUUGCAACAUGUAUGAAGGUUGGACUCCAUGGAUUUGAACUUCUCAAGACUCUGCAUUGUGGGUGAAAGGUGGUCUAAGGUGAGAUACACUGUUCAAGAUUGCUUGAUAUUAGAACAUUGACUGACAACCUUCUCGAUGGAUUUGAUCUUUCAAGCCUGUGCACUGUUAGAACAAGCAGUGGUAAUAAGAGAGAAGAUACACCAUUCAAGCAUCUUGUUGGUACAUAAUUGUUGCCCUGAAUGGAUGCACUUGUGUCUUGGGAAGGAAGCUUCCAGAGACUUCCUGCUAAAAAGCCUUGUUAUUCGGCUUCAAAGACCGUGUUUGCCUGUUAUGAGCCAUUACCAUUUUGACCAAGGAAUUUGCUAUGAUUUGUUAUGCACCAGCACCACUUUAAAAGAUGAGAAAGAGAUGAUCCAGUGAGCUUUGGUCUAUCCCCUGCGUUUCAAGGAUCAGUGAUUGGGGCAGAGAGAACACUAAAAGCCUGGCUGAGAUAUAUUUCUUCUUGGAAACCAAGGCUUUAUACAUCAGUAAUUGUGUUGAGGGUUAAUGAUUACUCUUUUUCAACCACGCAAUAUGUUUCUCCAUUGCCCUUCCUGGUUCAAAGCCUUGUGAAGGCAUGUAAACCUACUGACCCAGUUUGAGCACCACAGUGUUCAUUUUAGGAGGACGAGUCACAUUUUUGUUCGAAGACAGCGAUCCGGAAGUGAAUUUUCAAACAGUAGUCGUGUACCGGAGUUUUACUGGCCAUAGUGAAUAGCAAAUAAAUACAAUCCGAAGAUGGUUCGAUAUCUCAUAAUGUAAUGUAGUUUUCUAUGUAGUUAUGUUUAAACUGCAUGGGGUAAUGCAGAGCUAUUUUUUUUUUCCUAAUGCAUGUAUUUUAUCUGGCUCUGAUAGUUGGAGCAGUUGAUGUUACUCUCAUAUGGUUUGUAGUAGUAGUAGUGUACUACAAGAAUAUCCUGUGUGUUUUGAUUAUUGUUGUACUGUACACUACAUUGUAAUAAAUGGGUCAGUUUUAAUAUGAAAUGAGUCUGCAUUACCUUUGAUGAA
Molecule: messenger RNA, 12526 nt
Organism: Tripterygium wilfordii
Lineage: Eukaryota; Viridiplantae; Streptophyta; Magnoliopsida; Celastrales; Celastraceae
Exons: 16
Coding region: 138-11516 (3792 amino acids)
Biological process (GO): phosphorylation; nuclear-transcribed mRNA catabolic process, nonsense-mediated decay
Cellular component (GO): nucleus
Molecular function (GO): protein binding; protein serine/threonine kinase activity
Source: RefSeq, a predicted model, not a curated record